Bombus pascuorum is the source of this 1869-nucleotide messenger RNA. Its product is annotated as venom carboxylesterase-6-like. Lineage: Eukaryota; Metazoa; Arthropoda; Insecta; Hymenoptera; Apidae. The transcript has 8 exons. The record is from RefSeq and is a predicted model, not a curated record.
CAGAAAAUACAGUAUUGAUUUGAAAAAACAUUCACACAUGCUUAUCGGAAGUUAUGGCAAAGCUAAUAAAAGGUUGACCGUCGCACCGAGUAUUUUAAAACACAGUUUUAAAAUGGACACGACGAAGCUACUGAUCGUUUCACUUUUCUUAGCGUUUGUGAAUUUUUCGUAUUAGGAUGAACAGCCUCCAAUAGUCAAUACGUCUCUGGGGAAAAUUCGAGGUCGCUAUAAGGAAUCUCGCCAUGGUAGAAAAUAUGAAGCUUACGAAGGCAUCCCCUAUGCGCAACCUCCUGUUAAAAAGUUGAGGUUCCAACCACCUCAACCUGUAAAACCAUGGGAAGGCGAACUACCCGCUAUAAAGAAAAGUUCAGUUUGCACACAAAACGUUAUGGCUUUUAUGUCACACAAUGACAAAGUUAAGGGUUGCGAGGAUUGUUUGUAUAUUAACAUCUACGCGUCUAUUAGGAAUGGUAGCCGUACAUUGUUACCGGUAAUGUUUUGGAUUCACGGAGGCGCCUUCCAGUUUGCUAGCGGAAACGAAGCAGACGAAACACUCUUAAUGGAUCGUGAUAUUGUGUUUGUCGCGGUUAAUUACCGUUUAGGACCAUUCGGUUUCCUUAGUACAGGAGAUAGUGUAGUACCUGGAAAUAUGGGAUUGAAGGAUCAGAGUCAGGCUUUGCGUUGGGUGCAUGAUCAUAUUAGUAAUUUUGGUGGCGAUCCUCAGAAGAUAACUAUCUUUGGCAUGAGUGCGGGUGGAGCCAACGUUCAUUAUCAUUAUUUGUCACGCUUAAGUGCUGGUCUUUUCCAAAAUGGAAUAUCGAUAAGUGGAGUGGCACUCAGUCCUUGGCCACAAACAAAACAUGCCCCGGAGAAGGCUAGAAGAUUGGCAACUCUUGUAGGAUGUUCAUCAAACAAAGUGAAGAAAAUGAUCAAUUGUUUACAAAGUCGCCCUGCGCGAAUUAUAUCGCAAGCUGUUGGCGAUUUUAUGUAUUGGUUGUAUAAUCCCUUCACGCCUUUCGGGCCAGUUGUUGAUAAAUAUGGACUCAAUCCUUUUAUCACUCGUUCACCAAUCGAUAUUAUCCUUAGUGGUGAAGCAUACGAUGUUCCUUGGAUAUCUGGAGUAGUUAGCGCGGAAGGAUUAUAUACUGCUGCAGAAUUUAUUACUAAGGACAAUCUGCUGAAGCAACUAAAUGAUUAUUGGGAUGAUAUUGCACCAUAUUUACUUGAUUUCUAUGAUACUGUACCUAUUGAUCAGCAAAAACAAGUAGCAGAAAGAAUUAGAAGUUAUUAUCUGGGAUCAAGACCAAUUAACAAAAACACAAUUUGGGAAAUAAUAAAACUGAUGGGUGAUCGAUUGUUCGACGUUGAUUUUGAGAAAGCUGUCAGGUUGCAAGCAAAUGUUAACAAAAGCCCAGUGUGGACUUACUAUUACAGCUACAGAGCUACACACAGUGUUAGUGAAAUUUUAAGUGGAGGUUCAACAGAAAAUUUCGGAGUAAGCCAUGGCGAUGACAUAUUUCUUGUACUUGAGUCUUUUAUCUCAAAUGUUACUAAACCAGAAGAUUUAAAUAUGCAGCAACUAUUAGUCAACUUUUAUACAUCCUUUGCUGCACAAGGAAUGCCACGCGUCGAUCAUGUUGCAUGGCCACCAUUAAACCCCAAUGAUACUAAUUUCCGUUACCUACAUAUAGCUAGCCCAAGAAACAUAAAGAUGGAAAGUAGUACGAAUUUUGCGUGUAAAAGCUUCUGGAAUUCGAUUCAUUUUAAUGAAAACAAAAUAGAUUUAUGAAUGUAAUCAAGAGGGAAUGGAUGGAUUAAUUUGAAACUGUUUUCUUCUAAUUAUAUCAUUAAUAUUUAACGAUAUUAAUA